CGAAGACUCCCUUCUGACGUCUGUUUACCACUGCCAGACAAUUUGUACUGCGCUUGCGUGGUGAGGAUUGCUGGGAAAUGCAGUCAGUCAUGUGACUACUUAAAGCACGAGUGUAAACAACGAACGGCUGUCGAGCUAUAAAAGAGCAGGAUUAUGUAACAUUUCCUAAAGUGUACACACACCUAAACCAAAGCUGGAAAGUUACCCGACAAUGGUCAAUCAGAUUUCAAUUGCCCAAGUAGCCCAGAUUUCUAGGCCAGAGAUCUAUUCAGCUCCGAUCUAGUUUUGAAGCACACGCAUCCCUCUUUAAUUUGACACUCAAACGUUCACCAAUUUUUUAUUUUUAUUUAACUAGGCAAGUCAGUUAAGAACAAAUUCUUAUUUACAAUGACGGCCUACACCGGCCAAACCCGGCCAAUUGUGCGCCGCCCUAUGGGACUCCCAAUCACCGCCGGUUGUGAUACAGCCUGGAAUCGAACCAGGGGGUCUGUAGUAACGCCUCAAGCACUCAAGCACUGAGAUGCAGUGCCUUAGACCGCUGCGCCACUCGGGAGCAAUAGUCCCGGUGUGUCGGGUGUACUGUCAUAAAUAUUAGGUUUUAGACUGGUUACUUUAAAAUUGGCAUUGUUUUACAGUGACAUUCAAAAAUAUGUAUUUGUGUCCAGGAAGAUCUGUGAAGAAAAUUCAUUUCAGUAUGAUAAUUUUUUUCAAGAAUAUUGGUACCAAUCUAGAAAAUAAUAAAAAUGCCCUAUGUAUUCUAUGCAAAACGUUUAAUUUCAAUGUUUAAGAUCAGCCUAAAUCACCAUGGUAUGGUGUGUUUAUUUAAACAAUAAUCUGACCGUGUGCACAAUAACUACAAUUCCUAGUAGUUAGUAGUUACCUCAACUAGCCGGUGCCCCCCGCACAUUGACUCUGCACCGGUACCCCCCUGUAUAUAUAGCCUCCCUACUGUUAUUUUAUUUUACUUCUGCUCUUUUUUUCUCAACACUUUUUUGUUGUUUUAUUCUACUUUUUUUGUUUAAAAUAAAUGCACUGUUGGUUAAGGGCUGUUAGUAAGCAUUUCACUGUAAUGUCUGCACCUGUUGUAUUCGGCGCAUGUGGCCAAUACAUUUUGAUUUGAUUUGAUUUGAUUUAGUGUAUUUUAGAGUAUAACUUUGUUUGGGAGUGUUUAGCGAAUGCAGCGCGUGAUGUAAGCAGAAUAAUAAUAUACAGUAGAGAUAUACCUAUGUACAGCAAAAAUAUACAUCUGGUCUGAUUUAAACUCCUAUAAGUCUUUAUUCUGGAAACAUUUGUAUUAUUAUUUUUUACAAUAGAAUAGGCCGUCCUGUAAAUGUGUAAGCCUUUAAAAUGAUAAACAGUCGUUCUCUUCAUUGAUAAUAUUUCAAUCCCAUUUUGUCAGUAUGAUUAUUGUUUCACACUUGUUUAAUUUUGGCACAAUUGUUUCAUUCUCUUCUGCAAUUGGUCAAAGCAAACGCCGGUAAAUACUUGGGGAAAGAGGAUUGCGUUUCCUCUGUUUCGAUUGGCUGCGGAACAAGAACCUUCGCAAUUUUAUAGUCUCGAGAUCAGCCGCAGCUGAAACCGAAAAUGUCGGAUCCCACGGUUGCAGAUACUCGCCGAUUAAACUCUAAACCGCAGGAUCUCACAGAUGCGUAUGGCCCCCCAAGCAAUUUUCUUGAAAUCGACGUUUAUGACCCACAAACGAUUGGAGUCGGCCGGAACCGAUUCACCACCUAUGAAGUGCGAAUGCGGGUGAGUGUUCUAGGUCGGUACUAGCUUGCAGUAUUGAAAUCGAGGCCGGUGAAAUUGGCAGGGCCUAGUUUAGGUGACGCUAGUAUGAUGAGGGAACAUGGGUGGGACGGUUUUUCGAGAGAGACUCGACUUUUUGCUGUUCAAAUGCUUAGCCUUUCACUUCUUUGUCAUUUCAAAUAAUCGUUUCAUCCAAAUUCCUGAUGCAGUCGUUGCUAAUAUGGCUACCACCAAUAUCAAAUAGCCAGUAUGUGAAAGGACUGUCUUGUUAGUUUGGGUAGCAGUGUUUCUGCCAGAUAACAUACUGACUAGCAUGGGAUAUAUGUCUUUUAUUCUACUUUGUUGAAUUCUGUACGAUGUAUAGGCUUUUUCUCCAACCCAGAAUAAAAGCCUGCACACCCUGGGAUUCACCAGGACCAAUAUUGGAGAAUACUGGGCCAGCUAACACUGUAGUUAUGAGAUAGGCAACCAUACAUUGGGGUGUUAAACCAUCAUGGUAUUAGAAAGAUCUGUUUGUACAUGGGCUAGUCUCUUAAAUCCCAGAUCUAGGACAUGCUGGAACAGAGAGAACAUGGGCUGAGGGAUAUACAAAACUUGCACAGUGUGUACUGUAUACCCUUACUUACUACUACAAACCUCAAUGUAUUAAUGCAACAAUUUCAUAUACACUCAACUCUGCGUUUCCCUACUCCCUAAAGAUGUGGUUGCAUUAUGAACCAUCCAUUAUCACUAGACACAGCACCACACACCAGUGUCACAAAACUGAACAGUGGUUUUCACAGAUUGAGAUAAAAUGCUGAUCAAAUUAUACAUUAGUGAGGGGUUCUGGUGUAAGUUCUGAUGUCUGGCCACGUCACUGGACAUGUAUAUGCUGUACUGGAAAUGGAUUGUAGUGAUUUAAUAUAUUUUUUCACAUGCAGACAAAUCUUCCCAUCUUCAAACUUAAGGACUCUGUUGUGCGAAGAAGGUACAGUGAUUUUGAGUGGCUGAAGAAUGAGCUGGAGAGAGACAGUAAGGUAGGUUCACACACUGCAUAACUACUUGCCUGUAUGUCUGACCAGUAUAAUACUAAUCAAAACAGAAAUGUUUAAUACAUUUUUGUAGUUGGAAUUAGUGUCUGUUUCUAUGUGACUAAGUAACUAAUUUACUGAUAAGUUGUGUGCUUUCUAAAGAUUGUGGUGCCCCCUCUCCCUGGGAAAGCUUUAAAGAGACAGCUUCCCUUCCGAGGAGAUGAGGGUAUCUUUGAGGAGUCCUUCAUUGAAGAACGGAGGGUAGGCUUGGAGCAGUUCAUCAACAGGUGUGUAUCGUUUCUGUCUAUAGUAUUUCUCUCUGUAUGGCUGUGUCUCCAUUUCAGGUCAUUAUCAAAUUAACUCCCAGCCAUCUGCCUUUGACGCCACUAAUAAUCAAUUAUGAUUUCUAGGUAACUGAAACCUGCUUCUCUCUCCUCUAUCACCAGACUUGCAGGUCAUCCCCUUGCCCAGAAUGAGCGCUGUCUUCACAUGUUCCUUCAGGAUGAGUCCAUUGACCGGAACUACAUUCCUGGAAAAGUACGCAAGUAGGAUUGGCAUGGUUGGGGUU
Coregonus sp. 'balchen' is the source of this 3324-nucleotide messenger RNA. The record is from the annotation of a GenBank genome assembly. NCBI's taxonomy places the organism in Eukaryota, Metazoa, Chordata, Actinopteri, Salmoniformes, Salmonidae.